AUGGCUCCACGAAACAACCAAAGACAAGUUAAGCUCGACCGACCACCACCCGACCUAUCCAAUAUCAUUUUCCGCGAUAACGACGACGGCCAACAACAACAAAAGUAUAAAAAAUUCUAUACCCGUUCCGUCGUUCCUACAAAAUACGUAAGUUCGGAGUGUUUGGAAACCUUAGGAAUGACCGAUAGCAUCGUAUUCAUGCUCAAUAACACCGGUUUAACCAGUCUCUACACAAACUCAUGUCCAAUUUAUGAACCACUCGUGCUUGAAUUUCUUAGUUCCUUCUCUUACACAACACCUGUCGACGAUCCCUACACAACCGGAACCGCCAACUUCCGCAUGUUUAACCAAGAGUACUCUCUUAAUCAAGAAAGAGUCGCUGAACUCUUAUCUUUCACUCGCGGCGAGCAUGUUCAUUACAAGCCUUUCGACGAUGACCACGAUCUUUCUUGGGAUCAAGUCGGCUUCUCCUUAUGGAAUGAUCUAACCGGUCAAACCACGGAAAGUUGGCGCGACCUCUAUGCUUCUCAAAUACAUAACCCUGCAUUAAGGUACUUUCACCGCGUUCUUGAUAACACCAUCUUUGGUCGGACCAAUAAUCACAAGGUCAACCAAAAUGAGUUGUUCAUCAUUUUCUGUGCCCUUAAUGGUAAGGCUGUCAACGUUGCUCCUUUCAUGCUCAGUCACAUCCACACAUGCGUGAACGCAGCAGGUACUAAUCCCUUUGUUUUUGGAGGCAUCAUCACAUCUUUAGCAUAUGCUUUAGGACUUUCCGCCGAGCUAUUUUCUUUGUUACAAUAUAUGAUGCCAGCCACUCUUCUUGAUGUCAUCUAUUGCCGAGAUUCCCAUAUAAUCUCUCCAAGACAUGAUGGCCGGUUUACAUUAGUGAUAAAUCAUCGUCAAAUUCCUGAUUUUGUGUUACCUUGUCCGAAUCGUAUCGACGUCCGAGUCUGCGCCAAUUGUCGUUAUGCUCUUGAUGCACCUGCCGCCCAACAACCAAAUAAUCCCGCUGCAAAUUUCGCAGCUAUGCAGGCUCAUAUGCUUCGUCAAGAUCAGUUGUUCCAUGCCAUGCAACAAAACUAA
Molecule: messenger RNA, 1083 nt
Organism: Vicia faba (fava bean)
Lineage: Eukaryota; Viridiplantae; Streptophyta; Magnoliopsida; Fabales; Fabaceae
Source: the annotation of a GenBank genome assembly